ACUUCAAACCGCCCUGCCAAUUCUCAGACGCUCCAACGAAACGCAGUGUACUAUCCCCGAGCCGGCACCACACACUUACAGCACUCACAGGAGAACAAGUAGAGAGAUAGAGACAGAACUUACCGUUCUCUAGAACUCGUCUGAUCGAUUUUCAUAAUUUACCGCGGCCUAAAACGACCACAAACAGUCUGCGAUUCUCGCAGGGCUAAAGUCCGCGAUCACACCUGAUAGAAUUAGAGGAGGAGGGAUUGCAGGGAGAGCACUUAGGAGACUAGCAGAGCCCAUCGAACCGCCGAACCGAAAGUCGCAACAUAAUGUCACCAAUACUACGAUUAUCCGCUCCAUCGACCUGUUUGCGCUGUCGCAUCCAAUCAGCCGCCCGUCACUCGCGGUUCGUUCCACAAACACCUGCGAUCCCGUUGCGCACAACACCGCAAUCAUUCCGUUCUCUGCAUAGCAGGCCGUCAGCGCCCGCUCCGCCGCUGUCGCAGGCAUCUUCCCUAUCACAAGCCACCCAAAGUGCAAGGACACAGCCUCUCAGCACCGCUGCAACGGCGCCGUCUACCACGACGUCUGCCACGAAUCUGCCGCCAGGAACUUCCGUCCGAAAAGCAGCUGCGGCUCCCAGGUUUGCGCCGAGGAAAGCAGCACUGACAAUCACCCCACGAGCAGUCGAGCGCCUCCGCAGAAUGCUCUCCAACCCUGAAAAGCCACAAUACCUGAAAGUAGGCACCAAAAAGCGCGGCUGCUCAGGCCUCUCCUACAGCCUCGACUACGUAGCCGCACCCGGCCGCUUCGACGAAGUGGUGGAGCAGGACGGCGUAAAAGUGGUCGUGGACUCCAAGGCUCUGUUCAGUCUUAUUGGCAGCGAGAUGGAUUUCGUGGAUGAUGUGCUGCAUUCGGAGUUUGUGUUCAAUAACCCGAAUGUCAAGGAGACGUGUGGGUGUGGGGAGAGCUUUAUGGUUUAGAAAACUGGUCAGCGGACGCCAAGUAGUACCGGGGCCGUUCAAGCAUAUAUCCCACGUUUUUUCGUUCAAGCAUUUAUCUGCUGCAAAUACCAUGCGUGUGUAUUCCUUUUCUUUUUGGUUCAUAGACAUCAUCACCACGAAAUGCAUCCAUAACAUGUUAUCUCCCCAAAUGUUUUUUCGUGCACGUUUGCACUCGAACGCCAAAGCCUGCGCCCCCUUGCAUAGUAGUAAAAAAAAAA
Messenger RNA from Fimicolochytrium jonesii, 1207 nucleotides. RefSeq lists its product as uncharacterized. Gene Ontology annotation, molecular function: 2 iron, 2 sulfur cluster binding. Gene Ontology annotation, cellular component: cytoplasm; mitochondrion. The transcript has 2 exons. NCBI's taxonomy places the organism in Eukaryota, Fungi, Chytridiomycota, Chytridiomycetes, Spizellomycetales, Powellomycetaceae. The coding region runs from base 315 to 968 and encodes 217 amino acids. The record is from RefSeq and is a predicted model, not a curated record. Gene Ontology annotation, biological process: iron-sulfur cluster assembly.